AUGGGACAUUUCUCGUCGAUGUUCAAUGGGUUAGCUCGAUCCUUCUCGAUGAAGAAAGUGAAGAACAACAAUGGAAGUAGCGACGCAAUGGAAGCUGCUGAUGAGAUGGCGAAAGAGGCGAAGAAGAAGGAGCUGAUUCUGAAAUCGUCUGGUUAUGUUUGUGCACAAGGAUCGAAUAACUCGGCCUCUGUUUUCUCCAAACGCGGCGAAAAAGGCGUUAACCAGGACUGUGCCAUCGUUUGGGAGGGAUUUGGGUGCCAAGAAGACAUGAUAUUCUGCGGAAUAUUCGAUGGACACGGUCCAUGGGGUCACUAUGUAUCCAAACAAGUAAGAAACUCGAUGCCUUCGUCGCUUCUCUGCAACUGGCAAAAGACUCUUGCUCAAGCCACGCUACUAGAGCCCGAGCUCGACCUUGAGGGCUCAACUAAAAAUCUCUCGAGAUUCGACAUUUGGAAACAUUCGUUUCUCAAGACAUGUGCAACGGUUGAUCAAGAGCUUGAACAUCAUCGCAAGAUCGAUUCUUACUACAGCGGUACUACCGCUCUAACAAUGGUUAGACAGGGUGAAGUUAUUUAUGUGGCGAAUGUUGGCGAUUCACGGGCGGUACUAGCCACGGUUUCAGAUGAAGGAAGCUUGGUUGCGGUUCAGCUCACCCUCGAUUUCAAACCAAAUUUGCCUCAGGAGGAAGAGCGGAUAAUCGGAUGCAACGGGCGGGUUUUCUGUCUCAAAGAUGAGCCGGGAGUCCACCGUGUAUGGCAGCCGGACGCAGAAACACCGGGGCUCGCAAUGUCGAGAGCGUUCGGAGACUACUGUAUCAAAGAGUAUGGAUUGGUCUCAGUUCCUGAAGUCACUCAAAGACAUAUCUCUACUAAAGACCACUUCAUCAUCUUGGCUAGUGAUGGGAUAUGGGAUGUGAUAUCUAACCAAGAAGCUAUAGAGAUCGUCUCGUCCACAGCUGAGCGGCCUAAGGCGGCUAAGCGGUUAGUGGAGCAAGCGGUUCGGGCGUGGAAGAAGAAGCGACGAGGCAUCGCCAUGGACGAUAUUUCUGCGGUCUGCCUCUUCCUUCAUUCCUCUUCGUCAUUGUCAUCUAUAUCACAAGACGUUCAUCAUGCCACCACUUUUAAGUAA
This is a messenger RNA of Arabis nemorensis, 1128 nucleotides long. The record is from the annotation of a GenBank genome assembly. NCBI's taxonomy places the organism in Eukaryota, Viridiplantae, Streptophyta, Magnoliopsida, Brassicales, Brassicaceae.